Messenger RNA from Limanda limanda (common dab), 3692 nucleotides. It is a transcript of the gene tmem184c, whose product is annotated as transmembrane protein 184C. Gene Ontology annotation, biological process: transport. NCBI's taxonomy places the organism in Eukaryota, Metazoa, Chordata, Actinopteri, Pleuronectiformes, Pleuronectidae. The coding region runs from base 476 to 1840 and encodes 454 amino acids. The transcript is spliced from 10 exons. Gene Ontology annotation, molecular function: transporter activity. The record is from RefSeq and is a predicted model, not a curated record.
ACAGGAAGUAGCAACUCAACAGGAAUUAGUUUUCUGGAAACUUUUACCGUCAAACGCAAACAAAGGCUUGAAUCUAAAAGACUAAACUUCUGUGUAGGAAGUGAGUUCACUUGUCGGACUCGAGUUUCAUCAUCCGGUGUUAGACACUGAGAGACUCGACGCUUCCGGGUCCGAGGGUCAUCGUCUGUGUUUGUUGACAUGGAGUCAAACAGCUGAGCAGCUAGCAGUUAGCAUCCUAGCUCAGUGGAACCGACUCACACGAGCUGUCACAUCGUCUCCAUGAAUGAAACUUAACCCUAGAGGACGAGGUAACACACUCUCUCUAACAGGGAAGCGGUGGUUCUAGGUCCCGGUGGAUCUGCUGGAAGUGUGACUGUGAUGCUAAGCUAGCGAGCAGCGCUAGCAGGGUCCUUCCAGACCAGCGAAGAAGAAGUUGUUGUUGCAGCUGAGCCUCGGGCCAGCUUCGGAGGCCUCGAUGUGCAACAUCCCGUGUUCCUGCGGGAACUGGAGGAGGUGGAUCCGGCCGCUGGUGGUGGUCCUGUACAUCCUCCUGCUGCUGGUGGUCCUGCCACUUUGCAUCUGGGAGCUGCAGAAGUCUGCGGUUAGCACACACAACAAAGCAUGGUUCAUUGCUGGGAUAUUCGUCUUCAUGACCAUACCCAUAUCAUUAUGGGGCAUUCUUCAGCAUCUGGUUCACUACACUCAGCCGGAGCUUCAGAAACCUAUCAUCAGAAUAUUAUGGAUGGUCCCAAUCUACAGCCUUGACAGUUGGCUUGCACUGAAAUACCCCAGCAUAGCGAUCUAUGUGGACACAUGCAGAGAAUGCUAUGAGGCCUACGUCAUCUACAACUUCAUGACCUUCCUGCUCAACUACCUGGAAAACCAGUACCCGAGCCUGGUGCGGAUGCUGGAGGUUCAGGAGCAGCAGAAACACCUGCCUCCUCUCUGCUGCUGCCCACCAUGGCCGAUGGGAGAGGUUUUACUGUUGAGAUGCAAAUUGGGAGUGUUACAGUACACAGUCGUAAGACCUUUCACAACAGUGAUUGCCUUAAUCUGUGAGCUGUGUGGAGUGUACGAUGAAGGAAAUUUCAGUUCCACAAAUGCUUGGACGUACCUGGUCAUCUUCAACAAUAUGUCACAGCUGUUUGCCAUGUACUGCCUGGUGCUGUUCUACAGAGCCCUGAGAGAGGAGCUGGGUCCAAUCAAACCAGUGGGCAAAUUCCUGUGUGUGAAAAUGGUGGUGUUUGUCUCUUUCUGGCAAGCCGUGUUCAUUGCUCUGCUGGUGAAAGUGGGAAUCAUUUCAAAGGACCGCACAUGGGAAUGGAACAGUGUGGAGGCUGUCGCUACUGGAUUGCAGGAUUUCAUCAUAUGUGUGGAGAUGUUUCUGGCAGCUAUUGCCCAUCACUACAGCUUCACUUACAAGCCUUACAUCCAGGAGGCCGAGGAGGGCUCGUGCUUUGACUCUUUCAUGGCAAUGUGGGACAUAUCUGAUGUCAGAGCAGACAUUUCUGAACAAGUCCGCAAUGUUGGGAGAACAGUUCUGGGUCGUCCGAGGAAGUCUUACUUCGGCGAGGCGGAGAGCGAUGGCGAGCGAUCUGGCUUGCUCUCGUCGGCCUCCCAAGACGCCAUCACCGAGGCGGCAUCCGACCCAGUGUCGCCCAACGGUCAGUACCAGGGCCUGGGGAGAACCCUCACGCCCCACUCCCGGUCGGCUCCCGCUGGGCUCAGCUCGCUCCCAUGGGACGAAGGGUAUGAAGCUAGACCCGAAGACACCCAGGAAGAAGACCGGACCGACCAAAGCACGGACGUGGCGGAGGGAGAUCUCAUUGUGAUCACUUAGCCCAACAUCAGAGCUGAUGUCACCAACAGACUCUACCACACAUGGUUGGGCAGGACCCAAUUAAAGCCUUGCCAUUUUCCUGCAGACAUACGUUACUGAUUCAACAGCAAAGGGCACAUCCGCCAAAUAGUUGUAGACGUUUGCCAGCAAAGGCAAAGCUAGAUGGACCUAUCUGCCAGUGACAGCUCGGUGAAUGUUUAGAUGGAGUUAUGGCUUAAUGAUUUGUAGGUUACAAGCAUUUUAGCCAGUUUGCAUAUUAUUAUGCUCAUUAAGCUAUGCCAGAAUGGUUUUUAUCCACUUUCAUUGGCAAAGACUCGUUGGUCUGUUUUAUCAUGUGUCCCAAAGAGCCCGGUCUUGUGUUGUUGUGCUCCUUAAGGUCAGUCUACAUGAAACCUCCUGAAGUCCCAGUGAAGCAUGUAUCUACGUGUCAGUACUUUCAUGGUACAAUCUCAAAAUGUGAAAGAAAUAUGCAACUUGUAAAAGACAAAUGUUACCUUCACAUUAUGUCUGAAGACUAAAGCACAUGAUGUGUACAGAGCCGUCUUUUUUUUCUUUAACUUAACCAGUUGAGGAUGGAGAAGUUAAAGAAAAUAUUCUAAAUAAAUUAAGCAUUACAGCAUUACAGUGAAAUUAAAGCAAGGGUUAGUAAUCUUGGAAAAGGAAGCAGGAGCAGGCUACACAUACAUUCCCCUCCCGUCAAAGCUCUAAAACACGUUAUCGCACAACUGCUAGAAGCAAAUUUUUCCAUGAGUCACUCACUAAGCUUCUGUGAGAGCACAUGCAGGUCCAGAUGAAAUGAUUAGUCGUGUUUAUUAUUGUCCUGCAAGGGCCAUUGACACAGAGGAAUGCAACAAAUAAGAUAAGUAGUUCAGAAACAACUUACCAACCCAAUCAUCCAAUAUUGCAUCCAAUCAUGCUUUUGUGAAAGUAUAAAGAUGCUGAGCAGGUACUGAAGGUUUUGACAUGAACGAAAAUGAUGUGUCUUGUUUCCUAAGACCUUUGCGGUGACCAGAUUAUAAACUCAACUGACCUGGGAGAAUAAUACAAAGGGUGAUCACCCUCCAGUAGAAUUAGUGGAAUCAAUGUCAAAGCACAUGGAAGCUGUUUUGGUGGCUCAACACCAUACUAGACACUUUAUGUUGAUUUUGUUUUCAUUGUCUGUUGUGUGUGUCCCAGAGAGAACAGGUGAAAAGAGCAGAAGCACCAAGUUAUGAAGAUGCACAGUCGAGAUUUAACUUUAUCAGUGGGAAAAGAUAAACUUGGGAUUUGUAGGUUUUGAGCUUCCUACUGGAAACAUGUCCUUACUGACAGUGUGACAUCAUAACAGUGUAUUUCCUAUGGGUUUUAUUAGAUACUAGGAGUACAGUCCAAGUAUUAAUACAAUAUACAUAUUCAGCAUGAAACUGUACAAUCAAGCACAUUCUAGUAAAUUCCUAUCAAUGCUCUACUACAUAGACAGACGUCUUGUUCUAUGUGCCCAUGGUACUAAUCGAUCCACUACAUUCAUCUGUUAAUAUGUGAAGAGGUUCUCCAUCCACCUUUUAGCCUUUUAACGAACUUUGCACCUAAGCCAUUGAUUUUACCUAUAGAUUCUACUUGGCGUAUUUUGUGACUUACAUGGAUAUGUGCAGGGAUAUUGACAUGUUUGAUGUACAGUGGAUAUCAGGUUGAUCAGUCAGUAAAUACAUAAAUGUAUGAUAUCGGCAGUCCGUGUCCAGCUGAAACAUGUUGCAUUGCCUUAUGUGAUUUAUUUCUUAUUUUGUCAUAAGUGUCAGGAUCACAUCAGAAGAAUUUGUGCCACAGCUUAAUUUAAACACAUCUUCUGUCUCGUCAAUAAAUCAGAUUAACUACA